CGCGUUGUAGGCGCAUAGCGCUGCCGGCGAAAACCCCGUUCACAGAAUUAUCGAGCGUUCUGUGGCACCCAAGCCGAAAGAGGACACUUCAAAUGGCGUUCAUAAAGUUCAUUGUUCUUAGGGUCCCGCUAAUUUUGCCGCAAUGAUAGGAAAAGAAAAGAGGAAUUCUUCCGCCCUAGUUUUGUCCACGUCGAAGUUUUGUGUGGUGUAUAAGUCCGCAGACAUCGGCUUUGGCGGCCUGCCCCAAUAUCUGUGUGGUUAAAAUUUGUGAAGUUGCCUCAGGCUGGCCUAGGCCGUGGUGCUGGAUAAGGCCGGCUGGAUUGACCAUGGGAGUGGCAGCCACACCGAUACACACGCACUCUGCUGCUGCUCCCAGCAGUUUCGGCACCCACGUUUAGAGGAUGGACUCUUACGAUCUGUUUGGUGAGGAUGUCACUGGAAGCGUGCUGGCUGGGUUGGACCUGGGAUCCAACAAUUAUGACCCAUCGGCGGCAACAAGAGGCGGAGGUGACUACCAACAACAGCAGCAACAACAAGCUCCACCUUCACAGCAACAGCAGCAGUCGCAACAGCAGCAACAUGCAUACCCGUCAGGCGAUGCAGGGGCUGCUGCAAUUCAGAAGCAGCAAUCCGCCUACAUGCAGCAACACCCUUCCAUGCAGAAACAGCCGUAUCCUCACAUGCCACAGGACUCACUUCAGAAGCAGUCAGCUGCCUAUCCACAUAUGCAGCAGCCUCAAGCACAAGCUCAACAGCAAGAGUCACCCCUUCAGAAGCUUGCAUCAUUUGGGGGUGAUUUCCCCGCGGGCUCUAAUCAUUUGGACCCAUCUUCACAGGCCAUGUACCACCAAAAUCACAGCGGGUAUGGUGAUGCAGCAAGGCCCAUCCAUCCUUCCAGCGCAGCUUCAAGUAUGAGUGGGGGCUAUGUGAGGAGUAUGGCUCCUCAGUCGCAGGCCCCAGGUCAAUACGGAUACAGUGGCAUGGACAAUAUGUAUUCAAUCGAUCAAUCAAUGGGUAUGGGGGAUUCCAGUAAUAUGCAAGGUUGGAAUAGUGGUGCUAAUUAUAGACAACAAGCGCAACACUACAGUCAAAUGGCUCAGGGAGGAUACCGCCAGCCUCACAUGGGCUAUCAAGAUCCAAGUGCUAUGGGCAGCCAAUCAAAGCUCCCUCCACAGCAAUAUCCAAAUCAGCAGGGUAUGAUGGGUUCAAUGAUGCAACCCCAUCAGAAUAUGCCUCCUACAAGCAAUUAUAGUCUUGCUCAGCAACAGCAACGGAUGCCUCUUCAUCAAGCAUCGCAACAACAGCCUACCCAACAACAGCCUCCAAGCACUCAACAGCAGCAGUACCAUGCACAAAAUUCUCAAAGUAUGAAUUAUCCUGCUGCAAGUGCAUCAUAUGGCAGCUAUGGAUCAAUGCAUCAGGCUGGAGCAAGAAUGCCGCAUCAUGUUCAGUAUCCUGGUGGUCAAUCUCAAAUGCAAAUGUCAGAUAUGACAUCUGGGCAGAGCCAAUCUUAUGCGCAAGGCUUUACUGGCUUUGGACAACCACAAUCAACUACCCAACAGCAGUCUCAGCAGGCCACACCACAGCAGCAACAGCAGCAAGCUUCAUCUCAACCUCAAUCUCAACCUUCACAGCCUGCCCAGCCGACUCCUCACUCACAGGCCCAGAGUCAGGGACCCCAAGCUGGGCAGCAACCAAGCCAGCCUAUCAUUCGGCCUAUUGGUGUUGACGUAGGAUCCACUCCGCAGUAUCCUGCUGGUCAAAAAGGACCUCAAGGUGGCAUAGGAGGAGCCAGCCCGCAGUACCGUGCUCCUUUUCCUCAAUUGUCACCUCAAAUGAGUCCUAGGCCACAACAACCUCAACAAAUGUCGCCAAGACCUGUGAUGUCUCCUGCCAAACCCAGUACUCUCUCACCUCAUCCUCAUGCAACUUUAUCUCCUCGGCCCAAGUCUGCAACCCCAACACCACAAUCCUCAUUUCCUUCUCAACAGAGUACUUUACAACAGUUAGAGCAAAUGGUGAUGCCUCAGGUGGCACCUGGAUCUGAUUACCCUAGUUAUGGGCCUCGUAGCCAAAUGGGUCAGCCGCAAUCAUCUCCUUUAGGUGCACGCACCCCAGUAUCACCGCAGUGGGGUCAACAAGGCAGUAAUCGUUCUGCUUUUAGUAUGAAUGGAAGCAUGGGAAUGGUAGAUUCACAGUCAGGCUCAUCAACUCAGCCAGCCUCAGUUUCAGGGGCCACAGAAUCAACGGGGACUACUGCACCUCAGCCUGAAUACAGCCCUGCCCCAGGCACUCCGGCAAGUGCAGCAGAGAAAGAAGGGACCAAGACUAGCAGCUUGUCUGAACUGAACGGUCCACAGUCGCAGCCAACUGUGGAUCCCAACAGCAGUCCAGCUGGUAGUGGACCUGACACUAGUAGCUUGAUGAGCCAUGGUACUAUGAAUCAGAGUUACCCGUCUAGUUAUAGUGGCUACAUGGGAGCCAAUAGCAUGCCUUACGGUAGUAAGGAGAUGCACGGGAGCAGCGGACACGUCUACGCAGGGAUGCCCCACGGGCCGCACGGGUCCGGCCCGGGUCACGGUCCCGGCCCAGGUCACGGGCCAGGACACGGUCCUGGAUCACAUGGGCCCUCGGGGCCGGGGGCCAGCUCCAUGGACAGCAUGCACGGCUCGAUGUACGGCGCGCAGGGCCAGACAGCCCCUCAGUCUGCGCAGUCGAUGGGCAUGAUGCCCGGAGAGUAUCCAUUCCAGGGUCCAAUGAGCCACCAGCAAGAGAUGGCGGCGCUGCAGCAGCAGAUCCAAGAGCUGUACUGCAUGCCGCCCGGGCCCGAGCACCAGAAGAUCCCCCAGCUCCAGAACCGACUGGCCAUUCUGCAGCGGCACGAGAUUAGCGACCGGUGCAACGGAGGGCCGCAGUGCCUGCUGCAGCAGCAAGGCCUGUACGGCUACAGCCCCAUGGAGAGCCCGUACCAGCCGCCGGCGCCCACCAGCGGCAGGGGCAAGGGCAGGGGCAAGUCCACCACGCCGAGGGCCAAGAAGCCGCGCUCCAAGAAGGCCCAGGCGGAGCUCGCCCUGCAGCAGCAGAUAGAGGCAGAAGCAGCCGCAGCUGCAGCCGCCGCUGCUGCCGCGGCCGCCAACUACAACAUGCCCGGCCCGGACAUGGGUAGCCCGCCGUACCACCCUGGCAUGCCCCCCGGACUAGCGGGGCACAUGCCCAUGUCGGGGCUCCCGCCUCACAUGGGCGGCCCACCUCACAUGGGCGGGCACAUGCCUCCGCACAUGUCACCUCAUCACAUGCCGGGUCCGGGACCCGGGCCCGGGCCUGGGCCAGGACCUGGGCCGGGCCCGGGACCCCUGCCUGGACUGUCGGGCCCGCCGGGGCCCCAGCCCGGACCGCCCUCGCGCAUGGGGGGCCUCCUACCCCCUCACAUGGGGGGGCCACCUGUCCCCGGGCCGCCGGGACCACCGGGCCCAGCUAGCCUACAGCCCGGCCAGAUGAUGUCCAUGGGGCCCACGGGGCCCACGGGGCCCACGGGUCCUUUAGGCCCCACGGGGCCCACCGGGCCCACCGGACCGCCAGUGCCUCACCUCGGCCCCCCGCACGGGUCUCUGAUGCAACCAGGGCCCCCACAAGUGCCCCAGCAGCAACCUCACCAGCAAGCUCCGCCUCAAGUCCAGCCCCAGGCACCACCUGCACCGCAGCCACAGCCCCCGCAGCCCCCUCAGCAGCAGCAGCAGCAGCAGCCACCGCAGCCGGCGCCGCAGCCGCAUCAGCCCCCGCAGCCCAGCCCCCUGCAGGCGCCGACCCUGCAGUCGCAGCCCGUCCACCCGGCGUCUCUGGACACGCCCCCGCCGCUGCAGCCCCCGUCACUGACGCCUCAAAUGCCCACUGAAGCGCCAAUGAAGAGCGAGGCCGCGACUCCAUCCCAGAUGGACACCAACUUACAGUCGCCCCAGUUCGAACCCUCCCCUCCGGACACGAAGAGUGAGACGAGCACGCCCAUUCCAUCAGUGCCACCGCCAGACUUGAAACUCGACAAUUCCAGUGACGCCACGUCCCAGGAUCUUGGCCAACUUCCGGAGCCUUACUUAGCUCCUUCCUCAAUGCAGCCUUCACCUAGCCUCCACUCACCCAUGCAACCAACUCCUGGUUCGUCAGACUCAAAGUCAGAAGUGUCAACGUCAAGUGGCAUUACACAGCCUCUUGAGUAUCCCAUGAUGUCACAGCAAUCAGGCCUUGAACCUGGUGAAAUUCCCAUGUAUCCUAGUGGCCCUAUGGGAGCUAUGGGUCCAAUGGGUCAUAUGGGACCCAUGGGUCACAUGGGUGGAAUGGGUGGUCCAAUUCCGUCUGGUGGAUUGCCUUUUCCUGGACAGAUACAUGAUGGACAGCUGUCAGAUUAUGAUGGUGACAAGAAAAAGGGAGCACGGAAACCAAGGUCCAGAAAGCCAAAGGAACCCAAAGAGGCCAAAGAACCUAAAACUCCAAAGGCACCAAAGGAAAAGGCUCCAAAAGAGCCUAAAGCUCCUAAAGCAGCUAAGGAAGCAAAAACACCAAAAGAAAAGAAAAAGCGUGAAACUAAGACUUCAGGUGAGGAAAAAGCACCCAGAAGGCGAACUCCAAAGAAGAAACGAGAUGAUGAGGAUGGAGUUGAAGAUGAUGAUACAAAUGUGGAGACUCCAUUGCAAGCAGAUGCAGAUGCAGACGAAACUUCAUCAAUAGCCAUGCCUGAUGAAGAUAAUCCUGAAAGUGCCCCAGCAACUGACCCUGACACUACUCUAGAUUCAACGCAAGAAGGCUCACCUCUGAAAAACAAGUCAAGAUCAAGAUCUAAACCCAAAGCGGGUGCUGCUACUAGAUCCAAAAAGAGCAGUGGUGGCAGUAGUGGCGGCGGCGGUGGUGGCGGCGGCGGUGGAGGUUCAUCUUCCCGUCGUAAAAAGAGGAAGAAGGAAUAUGAAAAAGAUGAAGAUGAGGUUGAUGAUGUCUUGCUUGCUACUCCACCAGCCUCUCCAGAGGAAGAUGCUGAAGGAUCAGUUCUUAAACGUCGCUCAGCCAGAAAUACUCAUCGUAAGAAGUAUGUUGAUGAUGACAUGUUGCGUUUCUCUGAUGAUGAGGAUAAAAAUCCUAAAGAACCAAAGGAGCCCAAGGAACCUAAGCAACCUGUUGCCAAGGUGGAAAAGGGUGAAAAAGUGGAACCAGCCGAAGUGCCUAUUAAACCCAAUUAUGUGUACAUUAACCCUGGUGAAGAGGAUACAAUGGUUGUGCAGCACAUUCUGGCUGUUAGGAAGGGAAAGCGUGAAUUGAGGAAGGACCCAGAACCUCAAAUUCCUGCUGCGCCAGCUGAAAAUGAAAUGCCUGAUUCCAGUGAUAAGGUAGAAACAAAAGAUGAAUCUCCAAAAACUGAAACCUGUGAUAAUGGUGAAAAGCCUAAAGAAGAUGAAGCAGAAAAGGAAAAGAGUGAAGAUGUUGAUGCUGUUAAAGCUGAUGAAGAGACCACAAAUGCCAGUGAGAAGGGUCAACCAGUGACAGAUGAAUCUAAGAAAACUGACCCAGAAGAUGAGGGUGAAGCACAAGAAAAGGAAAAAGUGGAUGACGAUAAAGACCAAGAUGAUGACAAGGAGAAAAAGGUAGAGGCAGAGGAAGCAAUUAAAAAGGAGGAGGAUGGAAAGAAAGAUGAAGAAAAGAAAGAUGAAGAAAAGAAUGAUGAUGAGAAGGAAUGGGUUGAAGUUGAUGAAUUUUACGUGAAGUACAGAAACUUUUCUUAUCUUCACUGUGAGUGGAAAACUGAAGAGGAACUUCUUAAGGGUGACAAAAGAGUGCAGGGAAAGAUAAAACGUUUCAUGCAGAAAAUGUCUCAUCUAACGAACAUCUUUGAGAAUCUUGAGGAGGACCCAUUCAACCCUGAUUAUGUUGAGGUGGACAGAGUCCUUGAUGUGACAGAACAGCAAGAUCCAAAUACUGGCCAUUCAGUUAAGCAUUAUUUAGUGAAAUGGCGCUCACUGCAGUAUGAAGACUCCACUUGGGAGCUAGAGGAAGACGUUGAUCCUCUGAAAAUUGCAGAAUUUGAACGAUUCCGUAAAGUUCCUCCAAGAGACCAAUGGAGGCCUAAGAAGCGACCAGUUGCUGAUGACUGGUGUCAGAUGGAUUCGUCUCCUACUUUUAAGAAUGGGAACACAUUGAGAGAAUAUCAGCUAGAGGGAUUGAACUGGCUCAUGUUUUCUUGGUAUAAUGGGCGAAAUUGUAUUUUAGCUGAUGAAAUGGGUCUAGGAAAAACUAUCCAGUCCCUAACAUUUGUGUAUUCUGUAUACAAGUAUGGCAUCAGAGGACCUUUCCUAGUUAUUGCUCCUCUCUCAACAAUUCCAAAUUGGCAAAGGGAAUUUGAAGCAUGGACUGAUCUUAAUGUUGUUGUUUACCAUGGAUCGGGCGCAAGCCGAAAUAUGCUUAUGGAGUACGAGCUCUACUACAGAAAUGAUAGGGGGCAGACCAUUCGUGAUAUCCAAAAAUUCAAUGUCCUAAUUACCACCUUUGAGAUGAUCAUAACUGAUGUUGCUGAACUGAAAAGUUUUAAUUGGCGUCUUUGUGUCAUUGACGAAGCUCACAGAUUAAAGAAUAGAAAUUGCAAACUGUUGGAAGGUUUACGUUCAUUGAAAUUGGAACAUCGAGUGCUGCUGUCUGGAACACCACUUCAAAAUAAUGUGAAUGAACUUUUCUCCCUUCUUAACUUCCUGGAGCCUUCCCAGUUCACUAGCAGUGAAGCUUUCCUUCAAGACUUCGGUGCAUUGAAAUCAGAAACUGAAGUUAAUAAACUUCAACUAGUGUUGAAACCAAUGAUGCUUCGUCGACUCAAAGAGGACGUUGAGAAGAGCAUUGCUCCUAAAGAAGAAACAGUGGUAGAGGUGGAACUUACAAAUAUUCAGAAAAAAUACUACAGAGGUAUUCUUGAAAGAAAUUUCUCAUUCCUUGCCAAAGGAACCACCUCUAAUAAUGUUCCCAAUUUGAUGAACACUAUGAUGGAACUUCGUAAAUGUUGCAUUCAUCCUUACCUCCUGAAUGGUGCUGAGGAUCAAAUCCAAUGGGAUUUUAAAAUAGCCAGUGGAGAAGAUCCAGAUUCUUACUAUAAGGCUCUUAUCAGUUCCUCUGGUAAAAUGGUGCUAAUUGAUAAGCUUCUCCCUAAACUGAAAUCAAAUGGCCACAGGGUCUUAAUAUUCAGUCAAAUGGUACGGUGUUUGGAUAUUCUUGAAGACUACCUUGUGUAUCAAAAGUACCCAUUCGAAAGAAUUGAUGGUCGCAUCAGAGGAAAUCUACGUCAAGCUGCCAUUGAUAGAUUUUGUAAACCGGAUUCUGAUAGAUUUGUGUUUCUUCUGUGCACCAAGGCUGGUGGCCAGGGUAUCAAUUUAACUGCUGCUGACACUGUUAUUAUCUUUGACAGUGAUUGGAACCCUCAGAACGAUUUACAGGCUCAAGCUCGCUGUCAUCGUAUUGGGCAACAGAAGAUGGUGAAGGUGUAUCGUUUACUUUGCCGCAACACCUAUGAACGAGAAAUGUUUGACAAAGCCUCUCUCAAGCUAGGUCUUGAUAAGGCCAUUCUACAGAGUAUGAACACUUCUCAGAGUGGAAAAGACGCGGGUAAUAGUAAACAGUUGACCAAGAAAGAAAUUGAGGACCUGUUAAAGAAAGGAGCGUACGGAGCUAUUAUGGAUGAAGACAAUGAUGCAGAUAAAUUCUGUGAAGAAGACAUCGAUCAAAUUCUUGAAAGACGAACCCAGAUCAUUACCAUUGAAUCAGAGAAAGGAUCCACCUUCUCCAAAGCCAGUUUUGCGUGCUCAACUGCCCGCCAAGAUAUCAAUAUUGAUGAUCCUGACUUCUGGACGAAGUGGGCAAAGAAAGCUGAGAUUGAUACUACUGAGAAAUGUGAAGAGGAAAAUUUGGUGAUUUCUGAACCAAGGCGACGAACUCAGAUCAAGAGAUAUGGGCAUGAUGAAUCAACCCUCAAUAUGUCUGAACUGGAAUCGUCUAAUUCUGAUUCUGAUGAGGGAGAAGAGGAAGGCCUUGGAAGAAGAGGUCGAAAAGGUAAUAAGCUUUCUAAGAGCAAAGAUAAGAAACAUCGGAGACCAGAUGACUAUGUACCUAGAGAAGGCGAAAUUGCGUAUGGAAGCUGGGAUAGAAGUGAGUGUUUCAAAGUUGAGCGUGGCCUUCUUACUUUUGGAUGGGGAAGAUGGCAGGAAUGUUUGUCAAUUAGCCAGUUCCGCAAAGGCUGGACUGACAGAGCGUUUGAAGACUGCGCUAGGGUCAUUCUUUUGUUCUGCCUACGGUUUUACCGUGGAGAUGAGAAAAUCCGAGCUUUCAUUUGGGAUCUUAUUACGCCUACAGAGAAUGGACAAACAGUCAUCCACAAAAAUCACAUGGGAUUAAAUUCUCCUGUCCCUCGAGGUGGUCGCAAACCCAAGAAAAUGAAAUCUAAAGAUGGGCGUAACUUUGGUCAAAAUAAUAUGGAUAAAGACCAUUGGAGUAGUAGUGAAAAAUAUGAUGGUGACAUUUACUUGGAGCCAACAUACAAGAAGCAUCUUCUUCGUCAUGCUAACAAAGUUUUGCUUAGAGUGCGGUUGUUGUAUUACAUCAAGCAUGAAGUUCUUGCUGAGGUGUUGGACCAAAUAUCUGAUAACGUCCCUGUCAGUGCCUUGCCGGUAUAUCCACCCCCGUGUGAACUGCUCCCUGUGCAUUGGUGGGAUUCAGAUGCUGACCGUUCUCUCCUGGUUGGUACAUUUAAGCAUGGGUAUGAAAACUAUGCUGCUAUGAGAAACGACCCAGCCCUAGGAUUCCUCGCUCGUCUAGGUCCCCUGGAUCCAGGUUCUGCUAUACUUGGUGAAAGUAGUUCUCUGCAAGAUGAAGAUAAACUGAGUGAUGAAGAGGAUGAAGGGCUAGAAAGACGGGGACGUUUGAAAGGAAUUUUAAAGACCCCUGAAGAUGCAGAGGAUUCAAAGGAUGCCAAUGGGUCUGAAACUUCAAAUACAGGGAAAUCAGAUGAUGGCGAGUCAAAGCCAAGUUCUGCUGCUCCUCAAUCCCCUGCUUCUGAAUCUCAAGCCAAUGACGAAUCAAAGUCUCUCAACACUCAAGAUAUGGAGUGGCCAUCUGCUGUCGACCUGAACACUCGGUUGCGUCGUGUCAUUACAGCCUAUCAGCGAAACUUCAAAAAGCAAGAACUUAUGCAAAUGCAGAAAGCCAAGCAACGAGGGGUAGAGGGAGAGCAGCAUGCUGUCUUGAGAGACGCUCUGAACACACCCGGAGUGGACUUUCAGCAGCUAGCCAUGUAUUUAUGGAAGAUGGAACGUCGAGAAAAGAUAGAGCAAAUUGUGAGGGAGAGAGAACGCCAGCGCCUUGAUUGCAGCCAGAGGAAAUGGUCUAGACGGGAAGAGGCUGAUUUCCUGAGAGCCAUCUCCAUGUAUGGGGUUGAAAUUGAUCGGAAAAGUGGUCAGUUUGAUUGGUCAAAGUUCCGAUUAAUGGCCCAUCUAGAGAAAAAGUAUGACGAUACCAUGACUGAAUACUAUCGAGCAUUUUGUGCUAUGCUGAAACGAACUUGCGGUGUUAAACUAAAUGCUGAAGAAGAACAAAGUGACAUGGCUGUGGAACCUUUAAGUGAGGAAAGAGCCAGGAAGGUGCUUGACCGAAUGGAGUUAAUGAGCAAAAUUCGGGAAGACAUCCUCCAUCAUCCUAAACUAGAUGAACGUCUCAAACUUUGCAAGACAUCUGCUGACAUGCCUGAGUGGUGGAUUCCAGGUCGACAUGAUAAAGAUCUUCUUGCUGGAGUUGCCAAACAUGGACUUGUGCGCACUGACCACUACAUUCUGAAUGAUCCAGAAUUAUCUUUCCAGAAGAUAAUUCGUAAACUCCUAGUUGGGGAAUCUCUUACCAGCUCUGCUAAAGUAAAGAAAGAACCUGAACAGGAAAGUAAAAAUUCAGCGACUGGAAUGAAACUUGAGCGUCCAGAGGAUAUCCUCCGAAUGGAUAAGGGUGAAAUUCUGGUUAAGCUUGAGAAAGGUGAAGGUACUCUGAGCAUUGAAAAACUUGGAGUGAAGCCAGAAGUUGAUAUGGCUGUGAAAUCUGAAAAAGAGGAUGUCAAACCUCCUGUAGUUAAAACUGAGCCUGAUGACAAUACUGACAAAGCCAAACAGAACCUUGACAAGGCUGAUUCUGAACCCAAGAUAGAUCUUGAAGAAAAAGAAGUACAACCUAAAGUAGAAGCCAAUGAUUUGAGUGCCAAGGAAGUAGAAGGGAGCAACACUGAAACUAGCUCUAAAAUUGAGAAAACUCCUGAAAACACUGAUACUCCUAAGGAACUAGCAGCAGAUGAAAUCAAGUCAUCUGAAGAGAAAAUGACUGAGGGUGAAACUGAAGAAAAGGCUGAUAUCAACACUGAAGUGAAGGAAAAGAAGACUGUUGAAGAUGAAGAAAUGGAAGUUGAAACUAGUGGAGCAAAGGACGAGGUGAAGGAAAAAGAGACUUCUUCUGAAACCCAGGCUGUUCCCACAGAUGAGAAGGAGCCAGAGGAACCAAAGGUUGCUCAGGAGGAAGAGAAGCAAUCCACUUCAACAGAGAGUGAAGAGAAACCUUCCGAUGAGGCAUCUAAAGAUUCUAAGACUGAAAACCUAGAUGUGGAUAUGGCUGAUGUAGCAAAAGAUGAUAAAAUUGACGAAAAAGGAGCAGAAAAAACAGAGGAGGAGGAGAGUAUUGCAGAGAAAGUUGAAAAAGUGCCUGAAAAGACAGAGGUUACCGAAGAUUCUACAGAGGGAAAGAAGGAUGAACAAACAGAAGAGGAAACUGUUGAAACAGGCAAAGAAAAGGAGGAAAGCCCCACUGACAAGGCUGAAAGUGAUGGUAAAAUUGAGAAAGAGUCUUCAAAGGAAGGGAGCAAGACUGUGGAUGAAGAGCCUAAAAAGGAUGUGAAAAUAGGUUCACCUUCAUCAAAGGAGGAAACUGUUGACACCAAAGAUGUUACUGAUGGGGUCAAAUCUUCAUCUGGUGGCCCUGAUGUUAAAAUAGAGAAGGAAAUCCACGGGAAAGUUCAAUCAGAAUUGAAAGCUCUGUAUCCCGAUAUUGAGGUAGUCCAUCCUCUAUCACGUCUUCCGGAAAUUGACACAAUAGUUCUUGAUUCUCAAAAGGUUCCGUCAUCCCAAGCCACUACAGUUAAACAGUCCUUUACUCCAAAGCCCACUUUUGGAAGUCAACCAGCCUCAUUCAACCAGCAGACUUUUGCACAAAUUCAACAAUCCCUCCAAGGCAUGAACAGUGCUCAAGCUCUGCAGCAAUUGCAAUCCAUGGACAAGCUGGACCCCUCUGUAUCCCAGCUUCUUGCUCAAAGCUUCCAGAGUCAGAUCAAGUGGCCCAAAGACAUGGCCAUUGAAGCUCGUUUGCAGCAUAUUGUGCAUUGUGUGGAGAAAGGUGAAUGGCCUGUGUCAAGAAACUUCUCAGUUUUCCAGUCAACAGUGCCUCAGUUACCUGUUGUUUUGCCUCCCGGAGUUACAGCAACUAUUCCUAACAAUCACAAUUCCGGUCUUGAUGUCGAUCUUUCGUACAUCGAGACAGUGAACGACAGGCGGGAUGGUGCCUCAACACCAUACUCUGACAGUUCUGAUGUCAUAACUAUCACCACUGACAAUGGCUCUAUGUCUUCUCAGUACAAUCAGUUCAUACGGAAGAGGAAGAGACACAUUGCCAUUGAUGUGGAAACUGAAAGAGCCAAGCUCCAUGCCUUACUUAACAGUACAAAUUCUUCAAAUCAACACCAGUCUUCCCACAUGGGCUACAGAACAGAGAGAGACAGGUUUGAUAGACAAGAUAGAAAUGAUAGACAUUAUGAAAGGCCCUAUGAUCGUCAGCAGCAACAAAGAGAGCAGAUGGAACGCCAGCAGCGUCAGUACAAGGAGCUAGAACGCCAUCAGCUUCUUGAUAGACAUCAGCUCGACCGAGUUCAGCAAUCUGAUAGAAGACAACCUACACCUCAACCCAAGCAGUCACCUCUCUCUUGGGAUGACGAAUCUCCCUCUGAUGACUCUCGUAGGUCUACACCAGCUCAUCAGCCGCCGCCUGCUCAUCAGCAGGGUCCAAGGGUGAUAUCAAUGCCAUAUGAUCUUGGUAAAUUUACGAUGCCUAACAAGCCCAAGCCUACACCUCCACCCACAGCCUCACCAGCGCCCAGUCCAUCUAGUAGUAGUGGCGCUAUGGAUUUGUCUGGACCUCCCAAGUCAAAGACUCCAAGUGAAGACUCUUAUGGGGCAGGUGGGGAAGAUGAAGCCCAAGACUUCUCUAUGGGCAGGAAACGUAAGAGCAGCAAACUGGAUGACAUGUUGGGUAAGCUAAUGCAGAAGAAGAAUGUACCUGUCCCAGCAGAUGAACCUGUUGUUGGAAAGGAAAUGAAACGCAGAAAAUUGGAUGAGAUUGUCAUGGGCUUAUCAGCAGCCAAGGAUACUAUGCAGAAGCGGCGAUCGCCCACACCCAUGAUCCCUCCCGGAGUUACUGUUACUCCGGCGUCGUCGUCAUCUAGGACACCAACUCCUACUCACUCGUCUUCUGGGUCCUCAAACAAACCUCCAUUUUCAAUCACUGUUACUUCAGUUCAGCACCCACAUUCUUCCUCAAAUCAGUCAUCAUCUCGUAAUACUUCAAGCAGCAAUACAAGCAGCAGCGCCAACCUUGCCAAGGACUCCUACUCAUACCUUGCUCAAGCAGAGCAACACAACCUGCUGCUGAAACAGCACCAGUUGCAACAGCAAAUUCUGCAGCAGCAGAAACUCUUGCAGAGUACCACAUCGAGCUCUGCACAGCGUAAGGCCUACGAGCAAAUCCUUGCAGAUGUGAACAAGGCUGCAGAACUAAGCAAAAUCAACUCCUACUCGCAUGAUGCCAAGGUGAAUAAAUGGCUUUCUGAGCAAGCUGCUGCUGAGGCUGCCGCUGCUGCAGGCCUGGGAGAUUUCUUGCCCAGGAAGAGGAGACCUCGCGUUGAUCCCACCUUACUUGACUGGAAAAAGCUGACCGGGGAGGAAAAUGUGUCUGUUAUCAAUAGAUUAACAGGAAAGAAGCUGACGGGCAACAAGGCGCCUCCGCUGAAGCACCUCGCCGCCUGGCUGCUCGAGAACCCCAUGUUCGACGUGGACCCCAAGUGGGCCGAGCUGGUGAAGGAGCGGGGGAACCUGCCUCACGACCUGCAGAAGAGGGUGCCCGGCGGCGAGCGCAAGAAGCCCGGGCGGCCGCCCAUCAUGGCCAGCCCGACGAGCCAGGCCGCGUCCAGCAGCGCGUCCGCCCUGAACUACCAGGGCCUGGGCUCGCUCAACCCCAGCCUGCUCAGCAUGGCGCAGAGCAACUUCCUCCUGCCCUUCGCCGGCCUGCCCAACAUGAACGCGGCCGCCUUGGGCAGCAUGGGCGGGCUGGGCAACCUCAGCAACCUCGGCCUAUCCAGCUCGCUGUUCGCCAACCUGGCGAGCCUGGGGCUCCCCGGCCUGUCCGGCAUGGACGCGGCCGCGUUGACGGAGCUGCUGGCCUCGGCCGGCACGACAGCCACCCCAACCUCCGGCUCGUCGGCCAGCAUGUCCUCCAAGAAGACGGACUCGCACGGCGACAAGGAUCGCGAUCGCAGGGAUGACCGUUCGCGCGAUCAGGAGCGCUCUCGUGACCGAGGGUCAAGUUCUACCAUGACGAGCUCGAGCGCGGCGACGAGCACGAGCAACUCCAAGACGUCGUCCAGCGCCUCGUCGAUGCCCUUCAUGUUCCCCAACCCGAACCUCCUGUACUCGCCGCUGGGUCUCGGGGGCCUCAACCCGUUCAGCUACGACGCGCUGGCGCAGGUGGGACUCCUGAACGGGAGCCUCGCCAGCACGGCGACCACCUCUUCCAGCUCGAGCAUGUCGCGCUCGAGCUCGUCGGCGGCCAAGACCCAGAGCAGCAGCAGCAGAACGUCGGCGCCCAUCACCUCGGCGUCCACCGUGGCCGCGAACAACCGGCACCAGCGGGAGGCUCUAGAGCGGCAGCAGCAGCUGCAGUCGUUCCUGCUCCCACAGGACACGAAGCUCUUGGAGAGCCUGAGCAGCAAGUCAUCCAGGCUGGGCUCCGACGCGUCCAGAGCGGACGACCGUGGGGCGCGGCGGUCCAAGGCGGAGGCCGACAACCUGCGCCACCUCAUGGCCGGCGCUGGCAUGUCGCCCUUGGCCUACACGUCGAGCGACAGCAAGCGCGGCAGCUCUGCCAGCCAGGGCCUGGAGGCCUCCAUGAUCAACAGGCUGUACGACUCAGUGACGGAGCAGAUGCGCUCGGACCCCAGGAUGAGGGAAGCCCUGGAGAGCAUGACGAGGGGCUCGUCGAGCAGCAAGGACGCCAUGAAGGACGUCAUGAUGAAGACGGCCCUCGAGAGCUUGACGCACUCGUCCUCUCGGGGCGGCAGCAGUAGUAGCAGCACGGACCCGUACGCCAAGUCCCGGGAGUUGGUCAUGAAGGAGGCCAUGGACAAGUACGGCCACGUUCCGACGGAUCUGCUCAUCGGGAGGAGUGACAGGAGCAUGGGGUCCAGCUCGGAGAGGAGCAGUGACCGUGGGGCCACCGACUCGACCUCAAAGCGUCCCCGGGACGCCGUGGUGAAGGAGGCGUUGGAGAGCCUGGGCCAGAGCUUGGCUUCGGGUGCUCUCGCCAAGCAGAGCCGAGAGGCCAUUCAGAUGGCAAGCCUGCUCGGGAAUCCUUCGUGGGACCUCGUGAUGCGCGGAGCUGGGACCGACGAUCGGAAGAGAAAAACUGCAGAGGCUCCCAUGGAGCUGAUCUCGCCAAGCAAGGGCGAGAGUAGAUCAAGUGGGGACAGAUCUAGAGACGAUAGGUUAGACAAGGAAGACAGGGUGAAGGACAUGAGGUCCAGGAAGGAGGAUGAAAGAUCUUGGUCUGAAGAGAAGUCGAGGAGACAAGAAGCCGAAAUGAGAAAAGCUUCGGACGACAAAGGAAAGGCGAGGGCACUGGACGCCCACGACCUGACAAAGGGCGACCUGGCCGACCUGUCCCGGAAACUACCGGCCUCGGACCUUUCCAUUACCGUGACCGAGAGAAGUAGCAAGCACAGCAGGGAAGUUGUCGGUGAGGUGAGCGACAUUCCAAGCGAGCGGCCUUCGAAGCGCCCGCGAGAGGCGGACGACGCUGGAGAGGCCGCCGUCCUGGACAUGGCGGCGUCGUCCAAGAGGGCGAGGGAGGAGAAGGUCGAGGACGCUGCUCAGGACAAAGUGGCCGUCGAGGACGCGCCGCCCCCAGCAGGCGACACCGUUCCGGAGAGUGCGCCGGACGCCAAGAACUCCGAGCUGGAGGCCCCUCCUGGGCAAGAGGAGGCCGACAACGAGGAGCAGGGCAAGGCGCGAGGUGUUCGCCGGCGCGGAGGCAGUAGUAGCAGCAGCAAGGGCAAGUCCCCCGAGGACGACUCGCUUGUGGAGCGGAAGGUGUUGCGCAGCAGUGCUGGCCGAGCUGCGGCGGCCGCGGCUGCGCGCGCUGCACGCGAGCAGGCGGCGUCCACCACCGGGACCGGCCGCUCGAGGGAGGAGUCAGAAUCUGAUGAGGCAUAGGCGGAACUUGCCAUCACUAGAAUCUUGAAAACUUCUAUUUUCACUUUUGUAUCAUAAUGUUUGUUUUUUAGAAUUAAUAGACUUCGAUGCAAAAAUGUGUCUUUUUAAUGAAAUGAAGUGUGUAUAGUCUAAAUUCUUCUCCAUAUUCAAUUUUAAAUUGUCUUGUUUUUAUUGUCUGAGAGUUGGGUGUAUGUGCUGCUAGCUUAUUGUGUCCCAUUGUUUAUCUCCUGUAUAUUUUGAUAUCUUUUAAUCUUUAAGGUGGUGUACGUAGAGCUGUUGAGGUUACGUUUACCGAGCAUGGCUGUGUUGUGGAAGGGGAGCAGCAAUAGUCUUAUUGCAUUCACAAUGUGGCUACAAUGCCACUUAGUUCCCAGUUUUUAUCCAUAAAUUUUAGCUCAUUUGUUUGUGCUGCUUCUUCUUCCCAACCAAACACAUUGCCAUGUUGCGUAUUGUAUAUAAUCAUAAAUUUUUGCAUCAAAGUCUUGUAUUUCUUUUCUAGUUAUUUGACUGUGCAUUCUGUGAUAGCCUUUCCUCCUCAGAAAAGUUGAAUAUUUAACUGGUAGUGUGUAUGAUGAACAAUUGUGGAGCUGGAGGCCAUUUUGAGUCCUAUUCUUUGGCUUCUAUUUAUUUAGCCAAAAAAUAAAAGAUUAUCACUGUAGUAUUCUUUUUUAUAUAAUAUAUAUAUACAUAAUACAUAUAUAAAUAUAUGUUUAUUUUGGGGACAAAUGGACUUGUUUUAAGGUUGCCUUUUUUUCCGUUUUAAAGAAAACUGACGUUUCUAGCUUGGAACUAUUUCUUAAUUUAUUUGUCUGUUGACCAGUCUAACUGCCUGCCCAUGUGUUUAAAUGAUUAAUGUUACAGUAUUGGUGAUGUAAGGCGCAUUGUUUAAGCGCAUGUCAGGUGAUUGAAUCAAUUUUGUAUUGUUCUUGUCCAAAAGUGUGUUGUGAAAUGUACAUAGCUAGUGCUGUAAGCUUGCUCUGAUCAUGAAUUUAGGAAUUGUAAACAUGUAAAGAAGUGGAUGUGACUUGAACUUACAUAUUGCAGCAGCAGCUAAGAUGAGAAAAAUCAUUAGGAUGAAAUUGUUGCAUAGUGUUAUUAGUAUUUAUAUUCAACGUACAAUCAAAGCUUAAGAGAAAUGAAUUUCCAACCCAUAUGAACUUUGUACAGAAAAGUACUAUUUGAGUGUGCACAUUUUAUUUGCAAAUAUAUCCUUACACCUAUUUUAUUUUUCUGAGAGCUUUGUUCAGGAUACCCAUCAAUCCCAUGCUUUCCAAUUGAUACAGGCACAUCACAACUUGCUACUCUAUAGCUUGGUUCAAGGCUCUUCCAUCUUAUCUCUUUUUCUUUUUUUUUUUUCUACAACAGGCUUAGCUUCAUGUGUAAACUUGGUGUCUAAAAUAUUUACCCUUGGCUGCUGGGUAAAUAAGUGUUAUGAAACUAUUGAUAAUAAAUACUCUUACAGUAUUA
Frankliniella occidentalis (western flower thrips) is the source of this 17042-nucleotide messenger RNA. RefSeq lists its product as uncharacterized. Lineage: Eukaryota; Metazoa; Arthropoda; Insecta; Thysanoptera; Thripidae. Gene Ontology annotation, molecular function: protein binding; ATP-dependent chromatin remodeler activity; ATP binding. The coding region runs from base 402 to 15575 and encodes 5057 amino acids. The record is from RefSeq and is a predicted model, not a curated record. The transcript has 30 exons.